This is a messenger RNA of Gambusia affinis (western mosquitofish), 1310 nucleotides long. RefSeq names its product ciliary associated calcium binding coiled-coil 1 (gene cabcoco1). The transcript has 8 exons. The record is from RefSeq and is a predicted model, not a curated record. The coding region runs from base 66 to 671 and encodes 201 amino acids. Lineage: Eukaryota; Metazoa; Chordata; Actinopteri; Cyprinodontiformes; Poeciliidae.
GAACCUUUUAGACCGAGAGGAAGAACAGUUUAACGGCCCGUUGUCAUGACCACCGCAAUGCCAACAUGUCCGGAGAAGAGGAACAAGCAGCAGAGUUCCUGCAGUGGGACGCGCUGCCAGUGCAAUUAAUACAGGAGCUGCAAGAACACAGCGCCGAGGAGCUUCUGCAUAAAAUGCAGAACAUUCUGGGUUUCACAAACCACCGGAUCUGUAUCAGAGAGGCUGUCCUCCUACAGUACUAUUUGUCUGGAUUCUGGUGGGCUAAAGAUACCAAGUUUAGCCCCACACAGAUCUCUUUCACCAUGGCUGUACUCCAUGUACUGCUGGAAAAUCUAAGAGAAAAACAAAUGAGUUCAGUGGAUAAUAUGGUGGUGUUCAUGAAAGCCAUGACUGCUGCCUGCCACUGUGCUCCUUCUGAAGAAAAUGGCACUUCACUUUUGAACAAUAAUGAAGCCAAAGCACUGACAUGCUAUGUUACAAAAAGUCUUAUUCUGAAAUACAAACUGUAUGAACUUCUCUUCAUGAAAUCCGCAGAGGAGCAUCUGACAGGGAUGGAGAGGACCAUUCAGAGAUUCGGCUGUCAAGAUGCUCAUACCUCACUGGAGGAAAGUAUUUCCACCUACUUCUAUUUUAAGUGUGUCUCGUCCCCUGAUUACCUCAUGUGUAUUUAGUGUCACCUGUGUCUCUGUGUCCUUGUCGGGUCCCCGUUGAUUGGCGGCACGGCUGAGCGGAAGCCAAGGCUCACACCGGUAGCAACAGAAUAAGAUGCGUGGCAAACCAAACAGAGAUGACGCGACAGAGUUUUGUGGACUGUUUUGGAGCUGGAAAUAUUAUUAAAAUUGUCUUUUCAUCCACUUACCUGGGUCUACAGCAUCUACCUCACCACCUCACCAAACCAAUUUAUGACACUUAUCUUUCUAUUACUGAAAGGCAUCUGCUGGAUUUCCUCAUAGACAUACCCUAGUUUUUGAGGGUUGGUAAAAAAGCUUCAAGGGUCAUCUCCCUCAGCACUGGCUCUGCCCAGGGCUGUGUACUGAGCCCACUGCUCUUGACUAUGACGACCCAUGACUGCCAAGCGAGGUUCAGUACGAACCACAUCAUUAUGUGUGCAGACGAUUCAACAGUGGUGGGUUUCAUCAGGGACAACCACUAGUCUACAGAAAAGAGGCGAAACAUCUGGUGUAUUGCUGUGAUGCCAACCAUCAAACCCUUAAAGUCAACAAAAGAAAAUCAUUGGGACUGAGCUUCCUUCCAUCCAUGAAACUGUUCACAGUCGCUGCCUGUUCAGGCAGCGACUGUCAACAGACAAA